AUGGGUUUGAGACCACAACUUCAUCCGGUUAUAACAGCUGCAAACAAGACAUAUUUGCCUUCAGCUAUUUUCACAAUGAGUAACAAAGAAAAAGAAGACUUGUUGAAGGUUAUAAAAAAUGUAAAAGUACCAGAUGGUUAUUCUUCAAAUGUUUCACGUUGUGUCAAGCUUGAACAUCGUACUAUAGUGGGCAUGAAGAGUCAUGAUAGCCAUAUACUGAUGCAACAACUUCUGCCAAUUGCAUUACGUGGGUCAUUACCUAAGAAGGUAAUAGAACCAUUGAUCGAGCUAUCUGGAUUCUUCAGGGGAAUUUGCUCGAAAACAAUGCGGCUUGAAGAUUUGGACCGAUUGGAAUCUAGAAUACCCAACAUAUUGUGCCAAUUAGAAAUGAUAUUUCCACCAUCAUUUUUCACGGUUAUGGUGCACUUGGUUAUACAUUUAGUUGCAGAAUGUAAACUUGGAGGACCCGUUCAUUAUCGAUGGAUGUAUCCCGUUGAAAGGUACCUACACCGACUUAAGUUUCAUGUGCGUAACAAAGCUGCACCAGAAGGUUCCAUUGCUGAAGGAUAUUUGCUGGAGGAAUUAUUGACGUUUUGUUCUCGUUAUUUAGAAUCCGCUCAAACGGUUUUCAAUAGACCAUCUAGAAACCCGGAUGAUUCUAAAGGGAAGGUUCUUGACGUUCGCCUUGAUUUUACGGCGUGGACUCAAGCACAUCGCUAUAUUCUCUUCAACUCUGAUGAUUUCACUCCAUUCCGCAUGAUGCACUUGGAAAUAUUGAGGAAUACAAUUGAUGAGAGGCAUGUAUCGAAUGAAGAACUACAGAAGAGGCACCAAGACCAAUUUUGUAAUUGGUUUCAAGAUUAUGUAAUGAAAAUGGAUGACAAUGAAAGAAGUGAAUUGGGCCAUAAAGUCGUAAUGCAUUCUAAAGGUCCCUUGCAAGUUGCCAAAGAAUUCAAUCGAAUUGUCAUCAAUGGUACAAAAUAUCGCACUAGGAAUUACGAAAAUGGGAAAAAAACUCAGAAUUGUGGUGUUAGUGUGUGUACUGAAGAUGGCCCUGCCUGGUAUGGCCAAUUAACACGCAUAAUUGAGAUUAUGUAUUAUGAUGGAUCUCGAUAUGUGUUAUUCAAAUGUGAUUGGGCAGACGUUACUAGGGGUAAAGGUUUCAAGGAGGAUGAGUUUGGGUUUAGUCUUGUGAAUUUUUCUCAUCUAGUACACACUGGUAAUCGGAUAACUGAUGAUCCGUUUGUUUUAUCUUCCCAAGUAUCUCAAGUAUAUUAUGUGGCAGAUGAAAGAUGCCCAAAUUGGGUUGUUGUCGUUAAGACAAAACCAAGAGACGUGUAUGACACUGGUGAAGAGGAAGUGACUGACGACGACGAUGAUGAAUAUUUAGUCAACGAAUAUUGUAACACUUCCAACGAUGAAGCUAUUGAACCUGCUAUUGACGAUGUUGUAUGGACGCGAAAUGACAUAGAUGGAUUGACGAUCGAAACUCCUUAA
Molecule: messenger RNA, 1497 nt
Organism: Juglans regia (Persian walnut)
Lineage: Eukaryota; Viridiplantae; Streptophyta; Magnoliopsida; Fagales; Juglandaceae
Exons: 4
Coding region: 1-1497 (498 amino acids)
Source: RefSeq, a predicted model, not a curated record